GAGAUUGUUUGUUACAACAGAUAUCAAUCAAUGCAUCAUCAUUCGUCACGUACUGCAGCGUUCGUUGCGGUGGCGUUCUUAGCGUCGCUAGUUCACUGCCAGACGUACCCUCGUCUGGAGCACUGGAGCCAGGACGAUGUAACACGCGUCCUGCAAAAUAACUCUUUCAUCGACCGUUCAUUUAUUGACGAAAACGGUGACGAUGGAGUCCUGAGAUGUGUGACUGACAAUCCAGCAUGUUGCUCCGGGAAUUGGUUUGAUAGCAGUGGAGAAAUCAUACCUCCACGAGACAUCAAUGCUAACCUUUCCUUUUACACUACUGAGAGAUUAGUGGACGGCCGCAGUGUGCACAGUCUCAAGUAUAGAAGUGGUGGAAGUACAUUAGUUGGAGUGUUUCGAUGCGAUAUACCAAAUCUCUUUGGAGACGUGGAGAGUCUUUUUGUGUACAUAGGCUCCAACACAAUCGGUGAAGGUACUCUGCGAACGAUUCAAAUUUCCUAUGCGAAACAUCCUCUAUACCAGGAAGACUAUCAGGUUCCUAACUUCAUUCUGUCGUGUGUCAGUGAGGGAGGGCCGGUGAGCAGAGUCCAGUGGUGGAGAGACAGAGUCCCAGUCCAGGAGGACGGGAACCACGUGGUCUCCCAGAUCAUCCUGGACACCUCUCAGAAUGCAGUCUACGACAGCAGACUGACGGUGUGGGGAAGAGAGGGAGGAGAGUAUAGGUGUCGGGUCUCAAGCAACAUCCCAGACUACUACCCCAGGCUGACGUAUCUCUCUCACAAUUCAUCUUACAUCACUAUUGACGUUGCUGAAAGGCCUAGAAAUUUGGAACACGUCAGAGCUUCACCGACAAGUUUCAUUGUCUACUGGGUUCCUCCGAGGUCAACUCCCUUGGCCUACGUCAUCUUCUACAACCUCACUGCAGACGUGUACAGCGUGACUGUGAAUGCCUCCAGGACAAGUACGACUCAGAGCUACGAGUUGGGGGGACUCAGUGAGGGCAUGAACUACAGUAUCUCAAUGGUGGCUCUCUCUCGACACUUGCCAAGUCCCGUGGUGGGAUCUCCUAUCAUGUCUGUGGCAGACUUUACUCCGUCGGUAACUGUCACAACAAGUCCUGGGGAUCCAGUGGCCGGGACGUCUUACGUCCUCACCUGCACAGUGACAAUUAUACCAGGAAUCUCCCUCGUUCCAGUCAUUGAGUGGAGUGGCUACGGGAUAGGCAUGCAGUGGGUCACCACUGGUCGGACCGUCAGUGGAGAUGACUCCCACACCCGCCAGGUGACCUUCAGACCACUGGUCCUGGCUCACGGAGGAGCAUACACCUGUACUGCCAGGUUCACUCUGAAUGAAGUCACCUCCAGAGACGGAGUCGACCAAACUCUACUCUCAGUCAUAAUUCCACCACCAUCGAUGUCAGUCAGGAUUGCUAGGAACACCAUACCAUACGUGGGGAACAAUGUAACCCUGGAGUGUUUGGUUCAACUGGACUCAGCAGUUAGCGACAGUGAGGUUGAGAUGGAGGUGAGGUGGGUAAAAGUUGGCCGCAGGACAGCUAUACCGUCCCUGGAGGCAGCCAUUCCUCCUGACAGGAUGCGCAGUACAAUAUUCUUAACCAACCUCCUGGAGAGAGACUCUGGUUCAUAUCAAUGUGAGACCACUCUGACUCCACUAGACGCAAGGGUUAACUCGUCUCCCCUCAACACGCCCAAGGUCUACAAUCUAACAGCAAUUGUUCCAUCGCUAAUAAUAGAGACAUCGCCAUCUGUUGUACGUAUCCUUGAUGUUUCUCCGCACAACCAGUUCACACUCUCCUGUACCGUCUGGGCCGAAGCGUACGGAGAGAAAAUACCUCUACCACUGACCAUUGAAUGGAUCAAGAGAGUCGAGUCGGGUUCUAAUGUCAGGUUCUCUCCAGUGGCCUCAGCAGAAGGCCCUCAUCUGAGUCCAAACCCAGCCGAUGGCUACCACAGUAUUCUGAGAGGCAGCGAGACCAGCUCAGUUGGCUCCACCUCUUAUCGCUGUCGGGCCUCCUUUGUACGUGAUGCUGGGGGAGCUACUGAGCUUGAAACUAGCAAUUCUCUUGUGGCAGUUGUGGGGCCAACAUCUCCAGUGGUCCCAGUGUCAGUGAGAACCACAGCCAGUGACAACAGUAGUCUGACCAUCCAGUGGGAGAUAACCUCAGUUUCCUACACUCCAGAGACGUACCAUGUGGAGUACGGCACUGACAGUAUAGAGUUGGGAUUCCACAUCUCAGAACAGGAGAGUGGACCUGAUAUUAGGAUUGUUGACCAGGUGUAUUCUCAGGACCUGAUUGGUCUCCAGCCACUGGCCACCUACUACUAUCGUGUGGUAGCCAGUAACACUGCCGGAACCACUGCAAGUAUUGUGAGAGCUGCCAGGACCAUGGACUUGUUGAGGAUAGAGGGAUCGGGGGACCCACGGGUAGGGGAGAGGUACUCACUGGAGUGUGUCGUAUCAGCUCAGUCUGGGAGUGGAGACUACACCAGUCUGACUUGGACCGACAGUCGUGGUGAGGUCUGGCAUCUGACACCGGUGGCUCUCUCUCCAGUCUGGAGCUGGUGUUUGAGUCUCUCGACCUCUCAAACGUCGGCAACUACACCUGCACUGUCACUUUUCCUACUGGUGACUCAAGACAAUUGACUGAGCAAGUUUUGGCAGCAGUGCCAUCCUCACAUGUCGUACUUGAAGAAGUGGACCAACCACGUGACGGGAUACUCUAUUCUGGUCUCAACCAUACCCUGAAAUGCCAUACGAAUGUCUCUGUUUUCAGUGCACCGUUUGUCACUGUCUCCAUUCAGUGGCUCAGAGAUGGACACAGCCUCAAGACCUGUUCUGACCUCGUAAAAGAGUCUGAGACACACUACCACUGUCUCCUCGCCCUAACACACCUCAGCCACUCGUCAGACAAUGGAAGUUACUCUUGUAGAGCAGUCACGACUCCCACAGCAAACUACCCACUGCUGAGAGCCACAUCCGUCACUUCUAACACCCUGGAUCUUCGUGUUGCCAUUCCAGUUGUGAGUGUCAUGAUCUCGAGCUCGACUACUCGGGUGUUGGAUGUUCCUCCGUACAAUCAGUUUGAGUGCUCGUGCUCAGCCUCGGUGAGUGUCCCUGGACUGGGAGGAGAGCAGAGACUGGCAAGACGCUGGCAGUGGAUGAGAAAGGGAGUCGGAGAAGAAGAGUUCAGCAGUGUUCCGCAUUUCACGGUUGACUCUUCGUGGAGCUCAGUGCUGCACAGUGAGACGAGAAGUGGCACUGUGGCGUAUCAGUGUGUGUACAGUUUGGAAGGAGUGGACCAAAUCUCUGCUAGUGACCAGAUCACUACGUCUGUCAUUGGUGCCAGAGAGCCCAGUACACCUGUGGGAGUGGCAGUAUCACAGAUAACCUCCAGUGGAUUCGUGGUACAGUGGACGGUGGCAUCGGUAGCCUACACUCCAGAGACAUAUGUGGUGGAGUAUAGUACAACCAGUGACUUUUUAAACCCGGCAGCAGAGUCUGUGGCCAGUGGUGAUGACAUCGGGAUUGUUGACAAGACGUACAGUGUUGAACUGAAGGGACUGGCGCCAGGAACUAAGUACCAUUUCGUCGUCGUAGCAAUAAACUCGGCCAGGAUAACCAGAACCGAACCUUUGUUUAUCUACACCAAAGAAACAGUCCCAGGAAAAGUGUCGUUUGUGAGUGCGUCGAGAGUGAAUGACUCCAGUCUCAACAUUAGCUGGGGAGCAAUCGAGGCGGCAAAUGGAAACCUCACCCACUACCUGGUGUGGGUCAACUCCACCUCAGACGGCCACCGGAGACUCGUGGACAUCUCCCGCCCUCGUCGUUUGAUUGUGUCUGGACUGAGGCGUAAGACGAUGUACAAGGUGUAUGUGGCAGGUGUGAAUGGGGCUGGGGAGGGAGAGUGGCAGGAGACACAGGACAGGGUCACCACUCAGGGACUCGAGUCCUCCGACGACAGUGGAGGGGGUGUGGGGUUGGCAGUGGGAGUCACUCUGGGAGCCAUUAUCUGUCUACUGAUCCUCAUUAGCCUCCUCCUCCUUCUACUGGUGGUGUGUGUCAGACAAAGGAGGCGGCGUAGGAAGGGACAUGCACUGAUAAUCUCAGAGGACAUAAGGUCUUCUGCUCUCCUCAACAACACUGUGAAGGAAGAGGAGGACAAGAGUUUCUCCAGGUCACCUGCUUCACCUCAGACCUCGCAGAGUAACGGAGAGACUGCCUCAGGAGCAGCAGAGGAAACAGGAGAUGGUGAGAAUGGAGAGGAAAGGGAGAGUGGUCGGGCGGGAGGAGGAGUGGAGGUGGGAACGGAGGGUGGUGACGAUGGUGAGAGGGGGGACGAGG
This is a messenger RNA of Geodia barretti, 4362 nucleotides long. The record is from the annotation of a GenBank genome assembly. NCBI's taxonomy places the organism in Eukaryota, Metazoa, Porifera, Demospongiae, Tetractinellida, Geodiidae.